Bacillus rossius redtenbacheri is the source of this 1214-nucleotide messenger RNA. RefSeq names its product tRNA selenocysteine 1-associated protein 1 (gene Secp43). The record is from RefSeq and is a predicted model, not a curated record. Bases 246 to 1151 code for a protein of 301 amino acids. The transcript has 6 exons. NCBI's taxonomy places the organism in Eukaryota, Metazoa, Arthropoda, Insecta, Phasmatodea, Bacillidae. Gene Ontology annotation, molecular function: RNA binding.
GCAAGCUAGCUUAAAGUUUGUAGCUAAGAUCACCAUAGAGCAUGACCAUAGAGCAACACUUAGUACAAAAUGUUUUAACAGUUGGUCAAAAUGAUUGCAACAAUUCAAGAGAAUUGUGAAUUUAACAAUUGACUCGUCGAGCGUCUACCGUCUUAGCUUUUGAGGUUAUGAUAUUGACGAACUGUUUAAAAAAUUUCAGGGAACCUUUGUAAUUUAUGUGAGACGGAAUUUAUUUGUUCGCGGUAAUGUCAAAUCAACCACUAGUUUGUCAGUUAUGGAUGGGAGGUCUGGAACCGUACAUGACGGAGAGCUUCAUCAUGUCUGCGUUCCAGCGCAUGGGGGAGGCGCCCCAGAAUGUGAAAGUCAUGCGCAACAAGUUCACCGGCGAGCCGGCGGGCUACUGCUUCGUGCACUUCGUCACGGACGAAGCAGCCCUCAAUGCCAUGCACAAGCUCAGUGGCAAGAUCAUCCCCAACACGAACCCCGCCAUUCGUUUCAAACUGAAUCACGCAAGCACGACAGGGCGCCCGCCCAUCGACAGAGAAUUCUCUCUCUGGGUAGGAGACUUGUCUUCAGACGUAGAUGACUAUACCCUCUACAGGACAUUUGCAUCACGCUACCCAUCCAUCAGAACUGCGAAAGUGAUCAUGGACAGUGAUGGGUUAAGCAAAGGAUAUGGUUUCAUUCGGUUUGCCAGCGAAGACGAGCAGAAGAACUGCCAGUUGACGAUGAACGGCUACAAGGGUCUGGGCUCCAAGGCCAUCAAAGUCAGCAAUGCAGUGCCCAAGGCCCAUCGAGUGCAGGCGAGCUCGACGGCAGCCACGACCGGAGGCUACAGCUCGAGCCAGGACUACGGCCAGUACUACGACGUGUCGUACUGGCAGAACUACUCGGCGUGGCAGGGCUACUAUGAAACUGCUGGUGCCAUGCAGAGCGUGCAGGACUACGCGCAGGUCAGCUAUGCCUCCUCGGCCGCCCAGAACACGGACGAGGUGGGCAGCGUGGAGGACGACUUGGAGCUCGUGGAGCACAAUGUACCGUUGGACAUAGAGCGCCUGAACAGGGACGUCACGGAACGAGACUACAACUUGUGGGACGCGCUGGAGAGCUCCAAGUGGCUGCCGCUCGAGGCGGAGAGCGCCUCCGUGUGACAUUCUUCUUCCUUUGUGUGGACACUACAGUGACGUGAUCAAUAAAAUAUUUUGUACUUUUUA